Molecule: messenger RNA, 663 nt
Organism: Fimicolochytrium jonesii
Lineage: Eukaryota; Fungi; Chytridiomycota; Chytridiomycetes; Spizellomycetales; Powellomycetaceae
Product: CTLH/CRA C-terminal to lish motif domain-containing protein
Exons: 5
Biological process (GO): proteasome-mediated ubiquitin-dependent protein catabolic process
Cellular component (GO): cytoplasm; nucleus
Molecular function (GO): protein binding
Source: RefSeq, a predicted model, not a curated record
AUUCCGCUUGACGAGUGGGAAAGGAAACUGGCGAAGGUUGCCGUCAGCAAACAUGAUCUCAACAAACUGGUCAUGAACUACUUGGUGAUAGAAGGAUACAAAGACGCAGCGGAAAAGUUCAGUCGAGAGUCGGGACUACCUCCGGGAAUCGAUCUUACAUCAAUCGAGGACCGAAUGAACAUCCGAAACGCGAUACAGUCUGGAGAUAUCGAAAAUGCUAUUGAGAGAGUGAAUGAUUUAGACCCUGAGAUUCUCGACACAAAUCCGAAGCUGUACUUCCAUCUUCAGCAACAACAGUUAAUUGAAUUCAUCCGGAAAGGUAGAAUAGCGGAGGCGAUAGAGUUCGCUCAGGAGGAGCUGGCGCCACGAGGAGAGGACAAUCCUGAGUUUCUGGACGAACUGGAAAAGACCAUGGCGCUGCUGGCGUUCGAGGAUGCCACAAACUCGCCACUGGCAUAUCUUGUCGAUCACGCGCAACGCCAGAAAACUGCGAGCGAGCUCAACUCUGCAAUCCUCACCGCGCAAUGUCAGGAGAAAGACCCAAAGCUGCCAUCCUUACUCAAAAUGCUUGUUUGGGCUCAAAACCAAUUGGAAGAGAAGGCCGUGUUUCCCAAGAUGACGAAUCUGCUAACGGCGGAGUUAGAAGUACCGCCUGGCAAUUGA